Messenger RNA from Nilaparvata lugens (brown planthopper), 12593 nucleotides. It is a transcript of the gene pasilla, whose product is annotated as RNA-binding protein Nova-1. Gene Ontology annotation, cellular component: nucleus; cytoplasm. NCBI's taxonomy places the organism in Eukaryota, Metazoa, Arthropoda, Insecta, Hemiptera, Delphacidae. Gene Ontology annotation, biological process: regulation of alternative mRNA splicing, via spliceosome; mRNA splicing, via spliceosome. Bases 85 to 1734 code for a protein of 549 amino acids. The transcript has 9 exons. The record is from RefSeq and is a predicted model, not a curated record. Gene Ontology annotation, molecular function: mRNA binding.
AGUCACUUUCUGGCAGAGGUGGGGAGAGCGCGGAUCUUUAUCUUCGCAUGUGGUGAACAGACGACUCUCCAAUAAGCAGUAAAUAUGGCGGCCGACUCUGGAAUCGAUACGUGUCCCUCUCCAGAAAAUCCGGAUUCUAGGAAAAGACCACUGGAUGGCGAUAUUGAAAAUGGAACCAUCAAAAGAUCUCAUUACGCUGAAGAUGAUGCCAUGUUUCGUGGAAGCCUGUUAGCUGCAUUAAAUGGUAUUGGCGAUGAUGAUUUGACAGUCUACCACUUCAAAAUCCUGGUGCCGAAUGUGGCAUCAGGGGCCAUCAUCGGCAAGGGAGGGGAGACCAUCGCCCAGCUCCAGAAGGACACCAAGGCCAAGGUGAAAAUGUCCAAAGCCAACGACUUCUAUCCUGGCACGACAGAGCGCGUAUGUCUGAUCUCAGGCAGCAUGAUGUCGAUAAUGGCGGUGCUGAUGUUCAUCAUGGAGAAGAUCCGCGAGAAGCCGGAGCCGGGUGGCGGGGGCUCGGGAGGAGGCGGCAAGCAGAGCAGUCCCGACAUGGACGUUAAGGUAGCGGAGCGGGACAAGCAGGUUAAAAUUCUGAUACCAAACACGACAGCUGGUAUGAUCAUUGGCAAAGGAGGCGCUUAUAUAAAACAGAUCAAGGAGCAGAGUGGGUCCCACGUGCAAAUAUCUCAAAAGGCCAAGGACCAGAGUCUCCAAGAGAGAUGCAUUACGGUUUUAGGUGAUGUGGACUCUAACUCAAAGGCGUGCUCUAUGAUCCUGACGAAGGUGAUGGAGGACCCGCACAGUGGCAGCUGCCUGAACGUGAGCUAUGCGGACAUUGCGGGCCCCGUUGCCAACUACAACCCGACCGGGUCGCCCUAUGCACACAACACGGCCGCAGUCGGAGCCAGCUCUUUCGCCGCCAACUCUAACCUCUCUAACAUGAGCCAGAUGAUGUUGAACGGUGGCGGAGGUGGCCUGGGCCAGGGUGGACUCAACCUGAGCCUCAAUCUGAACUCGCCGUUUGUGGGCACCAACCAGUCGCUCACCUCCCAGCUCAUUGACAACAUUAAGAUAAUGCUUCAUUCCCGUGGGUACUCCGAACAUGCAACCAAUGAGAUCUCAUCCGCAAUGUCCACGCUUGCCAAGUACGGCAUACUCGGCAUGGGCCUGGGACUAGGCCAGACGUCAGGCUCGAGCCUCUUGAGCGGAGGCUUCCUAGGCAUGAGUCCAAUGGACGCGACGCCUGCGCAGGCCAACGGGCUUGCCGCCUCGUCGGGUGUGUUCGGGCCGAUCGGCACCAACCCGGGCGGCCGCGGCUCACUGGACGUGCCGCCCUUCGACCCCUUCCGCCACCAGGCUGGGCUGGCCGCUACGCCCGGCGCAAUCAACAACAACUCGUUCGGUCUGGGCGCCAGUCGCGGCGGAGGCGGCGGAAGUGGCGCUAACAAGGAGGACAGCGACGUUAAGGAGACGAAGAAGGUAGACCUGAACGUUCCGGAGAUGAUAGUGGGCGCCAUUUUGGGUCCGGGCGGCCGCUCGCUGGUGGAGAUCCAGCUGCUCAGUGGUGCCAACAUACAGAUCUCGAAAAAGGGCAUCUACGCACCGGGCACGCGCAAUAGGGUGGUGACAAUUUCGGGCAGUGUGAACGCCAUCAGCACGGCGCAGUAUCUCAUCGAACAGCGCAUCAGUGAGGAGGAGACCAAGCGGCGACAGGCGACACUCAGCAUCAUACAGUAAACCGCCAGCCCACCCACCCCAUCAUUUCUCAUUGUAAAUCACCCAUUUUGUUUCAUUGCGAGUCUAAUUUAGUUCAACGUUCAGCUGUGUACAGAUCCACAUAUCCGGUACAAUAUAAUAAAAUGAAGGACUAUUUUAUUUGUCGACGUGGCGUAGUUUGGACAGUAAUGUCCACUCUACCACUUUACCACGUCGUUAAUUGAGUUAUUCUUGUCGGUACUAUUCUAGAGCUGCGCACAGCGCCACGGACACGCGCAUUUCAAUUUUCAUCAGCUGAUGCUACGCUUAUUACAUCUGUACCUUACAGUUUAUGUACAAAUACAGAUAUAAUCAGCUGAUGAAUAGUGGAAUAAAUGUUUGGUACAAUGAGAUUACUAUUCCCAUAAGUUCUAUUCUUGUCGGAUUAUUCUAGGGAUGUGUAAAGACUUUAGCACCAUGGACACGUGCAUUUUACCUUUCAUCAGUUGAUGAUACGCUUAUCAGAUCUGUAUCUUACUGUCUCUGUACAAAUCCAGAUAUAAUCAUCAGUAGCUGAUGAUACGCUUGUUAUAUCUGUACCUUACUGUUUCUGUACAAAUACAUAUAUAAUCAGCUGAUGAGAAGUGAAAUGCACGUGCUCUUAGCGCUCAUUUCGCAUUCAACUGAUGCUACGUUUAUUAUAAUCUGUACCUUGUACCUACACAGAUAUAAUCAGUAGCUGAUGAUACGCUUAUAUCUGUACCUUACUGUUUCUGUACAAAUACAGAUAUGAAACAGCUGAUGAAAAGUGAAAUGCGCGUUUUCGUGGCGUUCAAGUCUGCUCGUCAGCUGUAAUAAGUUCAAAUGGGACUGUUUAUACUCUCUUGGAUGGGCUAAGUGAGAAUAGUCUCAUAAGAACACAUGGAAAUUAUAUUUUCACUGUACCGGUCGCGUUGAUAUGUGGGGAUCUGUACACAGCUUCAUACCCAUUCAGUUUCUUGUUAGAACUGUUCUAAACAGUUGUUGAAAAAUUGAGGCUGAUCUCCCACUUUGUUGUAAUCAACGUUAUCAUCUACGAUGUUGAUAUUGUGUAAUAGAAUUUAGUUGCAAUAAUCGAGUUUUAUUGUAGUAACGAUUGUCUUCAUUUAUUUUUUAACUUACCAUGUGUUGACUUAAUUACCAUGAUGUGUUGGUAUAAUAUUGAAUGAUAGUUACUAUGUAUUCUAAUAUCAGCCAUCUUCUGUUGUUAUAUUGAAUUUUGGAACCAUCAUCGAUGGUUUGUGUCUAGAAUAAUAUUGCAAUUGGAAACAGGUUCUAAACGUUGUACGUUGUCCGGAUUUUCAGAUCCGCUAGUUAGUUACGUGUAUUGUUGUUCUUCAUUUUUCAAAGCUGAUAUACUCAGCUACUGUUAUGCUUGUUAGGCUUUAUAUAAUUAUUUUUAGAUUAAAUAUUGACUAACAGUACAGCAUGAAUAUUGAUGUGAAAAUUUUAAACAUUUUUUUAAAUAUCUGAAUGUGCACUAGCCUAUACUAGCUUUCACAGUUAUAGUCGUUUGAAGUUGAUGUUGAACUUCUUUACUGAAACCAUGGUGGAGAAAAUCGUAAUAAAAUGUAGCAUAAGUGAUUUUGUUUGAAAGCUUAUGAUUUAUUAGUUGAAUAUGUUUUCAGGGAUCGAAAACAGACUUUUUUUAUUUGUUAUGUUUUAAUUUGCAAAUUUCUGUUUCAUGUAAAUUAUGAAUAAUAAUUGUUUUUGUCUUUAGACCUGUUUAUUUCUCAUGUUUUAUGCAUUUCAUCUUCAAUUUUAUCAUUGUAUGUUUUUGACAAUGUAUUUUUGAGCACGUCUCAGUGGUUUUCAUGGACGUUAAAUCAUGCUGAUUUCAAAAAUCUUUCAAAAAUUCAUAUUCAUCUUGUCGCCAUCAUGCAUAGUACUCUCUAGUACUAUUAAUUGGCAAUUCUCAUUAUUUGCACUGCAUUGUAAAAAUCAUAUCUCAGAAACGUGAAGUAAUGCACAAUAAUUGCUCAAUGAACUUUCAAUUCUAUUGUACAAAAAUGCAGAGUGAAUUAAACUUUAAUUAUUAUUACGGGAAGUUCUGAUUUUCCUAAUUUACCAUCAAAGUGGUUAUGUAUAGUAUCUAUGAAUAGGGUUCUUGAAAAAUAAAAUUGAGUACCUAUGUGUUACGGGAGCUGUGACUUUCUACUAAGCCAACGUACUUACUCUGCUUGGGGAAAAUUUAGAGUGAACUUAUCUGUUCACGCAACACUUACUCAAAAAUUUUGAUUUUUGAUUUCAGCAUCAUACAAAUUAAACGGAUGGACAAUAUUGUUAACGAGCUGCAUAAUUGAAGAAAGCGUUCAGUAUUGGUAGUUCACAUAACAUCAAACUUGUAUACAUUAACCAGUCGAUGUUGUGUCCCCCCCCCCCUACCAACAGUCCCCAAACUACACCGCAAAACCUCAAAACUUACUUUUCCAACUUACGAGGCUGACUACUAGAAAGUUGGAAUUGAAGUUUCUGCAAUUUUCCUCCAAUCUCCCGUAGUUAGACAUAGUAUAAUGUUGCCGUUGACCUGUUUUUAUUCAUAACUAAUACUCUAACAAGACUAAGGCCUAUAAUCAUUAUUAUUUCAUUAGUAUAGUUGUAUGGAUAUUGUCAUAUAAGUGUAAUUGCAGGUUUCAGUUGUAAGGCAACAAUGACUAUUGAUGUCUUGAACCUAAUUAAUACUGUAGAUGUAAUUUCUUGGGAUGAUGUAAUUGAUCACUAACUUUUAUCACACUCACUUGAUAUUGUUGUGUGUGUGUGUAUGUUAUAAAGUAUAAAUAUGUUAUGUAUAUCUCUAGCAAUGUCUGAAGUCUUCGUGAGAGGCUGUGAUACUUUUCAUUUCAUUUUCAUGUCAAAAGAACUUCUUUAGACAGCUAAUAAUUUGUUGAAAUUUAUCAGUUUAUGUUAUCAACUCUCCUUCCCAUACAUACUUUGCAAUUAUCUAUUCAAUUUCUAUUUUUCCAAGCUGAGACAUUGACACUACCAGUAAACGUAUACAGUCCUUACACUUAUAAUUUAUUUUCUUGCCACUAAUUAUUAUACUUUUUACAAGGUUUGUAGAUAUCAAUGUGAUGUCACACUGUAUUUGACACCUUGAUACAUUUCCUUAAUAGGGUUUCUCAUUCGAUGAAUCUCAUACCUCCUGAAUGCUCGUUUCUAAUGUACAAGUUAUUUUUAUUUGUUAUCAGUGUAUAUCUGAUUUCCUACAAGAUUUAUUCCUCAAAAUUAGAUCUAAUAGUUGAUACUUGUAGAGAUUUUCCAAUCUCAUCAUUACAAAUUAUAUCAAUGGUUCCUCUUAUUGUUCUCGAUUACAAUAUCGUUGAUGUUAUUAAUCUUCUAGAAUUUUUACGACGUUUUUUUGUAUUGUUUUGUUUAGUUUUUGAAGUGGUUUAUGGUAGUCACGGAGUAGAUUGUUUAGUUUUCGAUUUGUCAUUUCUUUAAUUAUUCGAAAUCGUAUUAUCAAGAUUCUUAUUUAAUUUUGGGGUUUAAUUUGUUUGUUUUCGAUUUAGAAAAAGGAAAUUAUUACUUAUGGGAAGAAGACCAAGACUAUAGGUAGUUAGAUGAAAUUAUUUCCAAUUUAUGUCAAUGAAAACCUAGAUGGUUAGUUUAAAUAUACAUAGUUCAUUAGAUAUUAGUAGCAGAUCAAUUAAUUAUCAUACUUGAUAUAAAUGUGUAUCUAGAUUUAUCAUUUAGUAUUAGGAAUCAACAUAUUUACUUGGUAUCUAAAUGUGUAUUAAUGGUGUGUCAACUCGUUGUUGUUCUUGUUAAUGGUAUUGGAGCAGAAGAAGCUGAACAGUGGCUGGUAAUUUGUAAUUAUAAUUACCAAUGGUCCCAGAAAUGUAUAAGAGUACUCGUUUAGCAACGGUUGUAAUAAUUAUUAUUAUUCAUGUGGCAUUGCUGUGAUGUGUUGUUCAUAUCGAAAAUACAGAAUUUACUUAUUGAUAAUAUUAGUAAUGUGAUGAAGAAACAUUGAAAAUAAUGAUUGUUGGGUAUAAGUUCCAUUGUGUAGGUCUCUGAGGUGAAAGAAAUCACUUUGCUAAAGCAUUUAUCUUCAGUUCUAGACUGUAAUUUUACGCUCUUAAUUGUUCGCUUCAUGAAAUCUUUACCAAUUUCUCAUAAGUACUGUUACAUUGUAUCGAGUGAGAUCAAAAUUAUUGUUUUUAAAACGCAGUGUGCUUUGAAGUGUUUAAUUUUAACCACAGCAUGCUUUUCUCAGAUUUACUAACAACAUUUUCAAACCCCUACUGGAUAAGGUGUUGAAAUUCCCGAACGUGAUGAAUAUUCUACCCUGUUACUUAACAGGUCUUGAAAAAUUACAGCUUGAAAUGAUAUGUUUAACCCCAACCUAGGGGUCAGAUUGGUACUGUUCCAAAAAGAGUGAAGAAACAUCUUCGAUUGAGUGGCUAAUUUUUGUAUGCUAAUAUUUGAGGAUUUCAAAAUCUAACUCUAUUGUAUUAGGUAUUGAGGAGGCAGACAACAGUAAAGAAAAAUUGAAGAGGAAUAUAAUGAAGAAAUUCAAUGUUAGAAAUUUUUUCAAGUUGAUACGGCCAUACUUGUUAAAAUUAUUUUGUAUAAAAGACUUCUUUCUAAAGUUUAUAAAAAAUAAUGCAUAGUAAAUCAAAAAUUGGAUGAAUUUCAAGAAGAAAAUCAUCAGUAAAUCAACAACUUGAAUUAUAUGAGAGUUACCAGAGAAAAUAUGUUUAUAUCGACAUUUACCAAGAUGAUCUGUUUAGAUAUUCAACUCAUGGACGGAUUUCAAUUGCAUCACUGCAUGAUUAUGGAAGGGAUAUUCAAUCCCAAACAACAAAGGAUCCAAUAUAUCCUAAGUUCUGAUUAAUUGAUAAAGGUGAUACGAAGGAGUGUACACUUUUGAAAGUAACCGAGUAGGGAUAAAAAAAUGAGCUUACUCGAGAGAAGUUUGGGUACAAUAACUGAGCUUGAAAAUUAUGUUAUUGCUUUGAUACGGUCUAACAUUCCACGUUUGAUCCUCUCCCCAUGCUACCCUGAGCUAUAAAGCAUUUUACCCCACUCUUUCAACAUAAAUUUUGAUAAAUGUACUUUGGUGAUCGUGUUACCCAACACAUCAAUCAUUGUUCUAUUCUUGAGUCGUCUAUCUAAUUGUAUUGACGUGAUACCUCUAGUGAAAUUGCAUUUAAUAGACUAGAUAUUUAGACUUGAAGCAUUUUAACGUGCACCACCACCUUUCAAUCACUUUGUGUAAACACUGAUCCACACCACUUGGAUAUAAAUAUGUUGUGUGUAGAAAAUGAAUCAAUUGAAAUUUAGAUAAAACCUGAGAGUCGAGCCUUGUGUGAGCACAUCAUUGAAUUUGCACUGAUCAAUCUGGCCUACUUUCUGUCUUGGGUUUAUAUAUAAAUUUAAAAACGUACGAGUAAUAUGUUCACUAUAAGCUUAUCAAAUGUACAAAAUUACUUGAAGCCUGUUUGAAAAAAGUACGUGUAGAAUGUUACUUUAGGUUUAUCAAAUGUACAGAAUUACUUGAAGCCUGUUUGAAAAUGUACAUGUAAUAUGUUCACUAAGGUUUGUAAAAUGUACAGAACUGUAGCCUAUUUUGUUGAAACUGUUCUAAGCCUCGCUUUUAUUGUAGAAGCAUUGCAAUGCGUUCUCUGUUAUUCCAUCUAGAAAAAUCUAGUAUCACAACCGUUUUUUCCCUGUAGUUUGGAUGUUGUUUGCAGUUUCUUUUUGUUUGCUCAAUAUAAAUCAAUGUUUUGUGACAAUAUUGUUAAUAGUUACUUACUUUUAGAACAUGGGAAAAACGUAUAAACUAUAGUUUAAUGUAUAUUUUAUAUAUUAAUAUUUAUAGCGAUGAAAUUAACUUGAAAACUGUAUGGCUUAGAUUGUUUGGUUGUUUAGUGUGAACAAAGGCUGUAUUGAUGAUGACAAAAGACUGUUGGUGUAGCUGACCCAAGCGUAGUGCUUUCUUUCACCGUUGUAUCGGCCGGGGCGGUUGGCAGGGCAGGGUAGGGUAGGUGUACCCCGCGAGGGGUGCUGAGUCAGCAAAUCGCCCCCCCAAGCAGCCGCCUCCAAGUGGGUGCCGACAGAGUGCCUUAAUUCGUACAUCGUCGGCAUUCAAAAUUCAUUUUCGACAUAUUCGAUCAUCAAGGCAUUGGUUUAGACUGUGUGGUCGCGCAUGCGCCGUGUGCAUUUAUUAUUCACCCGUAGACAGUGGUUUGUAUUGAGAGGGACAUGUAGUAGGGUUCACUAAUUGAAGAGAAAUAAUACUUAGACAAGAUCAGCUUUCAAUGUUGGUUAUUUUCUGCCUAUCGCGUCAUCUCGACGGUCUAUAGAUGUUAUAUUGAUGACUCCAGUGUAACUGAUAAUAUAAUUAUGUGUCCCCUUUCCCAUAAUAUGUGUCUCUAAUCUCUCUCUGCUUAUAUUGGAGUCAUCUUUGUUUCUAGUUCGACAUAGAUUAGAGUUGAACUCGCCUAUUUCUCAGUGUUAUGCUUCGGGGUUAUCAAUUAUCACAUUGUUUAGACUUAGGGGGUUUUUGUAAUAGCUGUUGAAGGAGAUUAGAACAAUUUCUCAUGAGAAAUUUAGUAUACUCAUACUUUCAUCUUGUGUGCAAAUUAGCGGUUAGAAAUCUACUAUCAAUUAACACGUGUCUAAAUAUCGUAUUUCUAGCUGUAUAAGAUUUGUUGACGCUUCUCCGUUUAUUUUAUGUUUUCGAACAGAAGUUUGAAAUCUAAACCUGGUCGUUAUUUUUCAUCUGUCUUCCAAUUAUUUUCAAGUUUCUAAACAAAACUAAAAAUUCUGAGAAUUUCUCCUUUUUUCGUUGGAAGAUGAUGAUGAUAAUAAACGUUGUAAACCUAAAUGAUCUUCUAUUUGUUUCUAGUUGGUUGCGGAUAGAAAUUUUAAUUUUCAAAGGAAUUAAAUUUAAAUUUUGUCCAAUAUUCUCAGUUUUCCUAGAUCAAAGACCUUAAAAAUUGUUAAUUAUUUUUGAAAUGCCAUAGAUAAUUAUGUCCAUGAAAGGGCUUCUGUCUGUGAUAGAAAUUAAUUUCAAUUCAUACACAUCAUUCAUCUCCCAUCAUUGUCAAAUGAAUUUCAUUAUCAUGAUAUUAUUUUAUCAUUGAAAUGCUUGUAAAUGAGUCAACUUUUUGAUUAGUUACAGCUACAUUUCAUUAAUUCAAAUAAAUAUAUUGAAUUAUAAUAUCAUUUAUGUAAAAUAUUCAUCUGAUUUGUGACAAACGGUCGGCAACAACCAUUUUUGAGGUCAGUCAUUGAGUGGGGAGAGAAUUAUUGCUCUUAACACUUUGAAUGAAAGCUUUUAUUCUGGAACAAUUUGCUCUUUUUGUGCUCUUGGCAGCACCCUAACUCAUAGGAGAAAAUAUUUCUAAUCAACAUGAGUAAUCUGGCAUUUCAUUCAAUUGAUUAUUUUAAAACUCUUCUAACUUCUAAAACUUAUAAAAAUUGAUUUCGAGUCGUUCUACUCUCUCAUACUGACCUCGCUAUCCUCCUGGUUUUUGUUAGGAAAAGUCAUAUUUCUGGUGUAAUCAUAAACAUGAUAGCCCCUCAUUGUUCAUUAAUCAUUACAUACGAUAUAUUAUCAUUAUAAUAUUAAUAAAUUACUAUUAUUACAAAGUCUUUAUAAUGGAUAAAGUAUUGUGAUAUAAUAUGUUAUAUUGUUAUCCAACAUUGUAUGUGUUUACAUUGUUGUUAUAUUUUAUAAAUAAUAAUAAAAAGUUACCAUGUUGGAAUUAUUACCAUAACUUCUAGUUCGCAAUUUGGACAGUUGGGGAAGCAAAGAUCAAUAACUGGCUGAGUAACGAUUAAUAUUUAACGUUUAUUCUGGUUGAUAACAAAUCGUGGCUAUCUAGAGCUGUAUCUAUUUUUAAAAAUUCGUGUUUCAAUGUUCCAAACUGUUGAUCUUUGAUGUAAUUCUCAAGUAUCAAACCGGAGCCGAUCAACACUCUAACCUAGAUCAACUUUUUACAUUUGUCUUUUAACAAUAGCCUACAUUGAUGUGCAAUAAGAACUAGAUUAUGUUUGACCACAAUUUAAAAAAAAAUAGGUUCCCAAGUAAUUCAGCUCCCUAAACUAACAUAAAUUCCAAUCUCCCUUUGCAAAUUCUGUGAAAUUUAUUCUAAAGUAAUGGAAAUUUGAAUGUCACGAUUGUGUAAUGCAGUCUAGAUAGAAAGUUGAAAAUUUGUUAAAUUUCUGUGAUUAGAAUAUUUUCUUGUGCAAUAUUCAUGCGAAAAAUCAACAAAUAAAUUGUCGAUAAGUUAGUUGCUAAUUCUCUGUUAAAUUCUAUGAAUGUUAUCUAUCUCAGGCAUACUAGUGAAUAAAAGCCAGCGCUGUCCAUUCCAAUAUGUUGAUAGGCUCAUCAGUCCUAAGAUGAGGAGAUUAGCGGUACAAAGUACAAAUUAGUGGUUGUUAAAUUUGCAGAACAAAGUUUUUACGUAGUUGUUUCUCUUUUGGAUUAUUUCUCCCCUCUAUCAAAUUGAAAUCAUUUCAGCUCAAAUGAACUUUCAUUCAUGGAACAAAAAAUAGUCAGUUACAUUUCGUUUGGCUUCUAUCCGGAUUAAUUUUUGCUUUUCAUUUAUUAAAGAUUUAGUAUUAAAUAAAGGAAGCAGUUUUACCAGUCCACGCUUUUAAAAAUAAUGUGUAAUUUUGAGGCUCUAAGUAUCAAUCGAUGUUAUAGAUGUUGAAAAUAUAAAUUUUAAUAAUAGUUGUAUUGACUACAAAUAUUAUGUGUUGUUAAAAAUUCAAAUUUUGGUUCAAAAUCAUAUUGUUGUCUAUUGCAUCUUUAAAAUAAUAUUCAUUAGUAGUUGAUUGAACUUGAACACUUUCCUCACAAAAAAUUCAUUUGGUGUUGUAAAAUAAACUGAAUUUGAUAUUCUAUUCAAUAUAAUUGACAUAAUAGUUUGAAGAUUCACCCCCUCAUUCGGUCAUUCAUGAUUCAAUACAAAGAAUGACAUUCGGAAUAAUGCCUAAAUGCCACAAUUAUUUUACUAUUAUGUUUGAAGGAAGAAAACUUAUAGAUUUUAUGUUAAUUUGGUUUCUUCUAAUCACUGUUGAGUCUAUAAAAUUUGAGUUCUACAUGUUACUCAUUCAUCUCAUUAAUGUAAAUAAAAGUGUGUGAAAUACAGUAAUCUGGUAUUAACACAAUAAAUAUAUUAUAUUAUUUAUCAAAUAUAUUAUUUUUGUAACAUAAAUUGAAGUCUACGGUUAAAUAAACUGGUAACUAAAUGUACUUAAGAAGCACACAUCAGUUUUGAAUGUUACACUCGUGGGAUUUCCAAAUAGAUGGUGGAGGAAUUUGAAUUGUUCGGUAUGAUCCUAUUUGAUCAGGAAAUUCUUAUAAAAUCUAAACUUUCUAAUAAUUGUGUAAAAACAGGGUGGAAAUUCUGGUUAGUUGGUUACCACUUUGAAAUGCUUUCCAAAAUCCGUACAAAAUUCAUUGAGGCGAAUAUUUGGAAAUCCCAUAUAUGGAAAUCGAUUAUAUACCAGAAUGAUAGUCUAUUAUUAUGAUAAUAAAAAUAAUGAUUGUUGUUAUUGUUGUAUAAAUUAUAAUUCUGCCAUAGGUAAAAUAAUUAAAUAUAAACAUAUACAUAUUAUAAAUUGUUGUUAUGGAUGUUGAAUAAUAUGUACUUCCAGAAUAAAAAUUGAAGUCAAUGGAAAAUUAUGAUUGUUUUAUGACAAACCAUCAUCUUGAAUCAUGUAAAAAGCUAUUACCUGAUUAUCAUUCACAUUUCUUGUUAAAUUAAUUCGUAUCUUUAUCUACAUUCCAUUCGAAUCUUCAUGUUAUGUUCUUAUUACUCACUAUUACUGGUAAAACAUUGUUGUAUAUUUUGUUAAGUACAUAUUUCUCAUUGGACAUGACGUUUUUUUAAAUAGCUUUUUCAAUCUCGUUUUUAUUUACUUCGUUUUUAAAGAUAGUUUUGAUUUGAAGGUCAGUCAAUUCCAGUAAAAUAACUGCAGAAAUUUAUUGUUGAACCAUUCAAUGGAAAUUAUUAACAAAAAUUGAAAUUUAUCUAAUGCUAUAAAAUAGAGUUGUUUGUAUUGACAAUUCUAUUGUUUUUGAAAUAUUAUAAUCAGUAUUAAAUUUCACAGUACUGUAAUAUUGUUUACUAAUGAUUUUUAAUAUUUUGUUUUCAAUGUGAAAUUAACAAAAUUAUUUUUAAUAAUACUAACUGAAAAAUUGUAAUUUUCAGCAAUUUCAGAAUCGUUCAAUAAUAUCUAUCAUAGUACAAAGAAUAUGUUUCAUCAUUACUUCUUGGAACAUUCAUCCAAUUAUGUACCUUAUAAUAUUUUUAUUUAAUUCAUGCUUUACAAUUGGAAAAAAAACUUGAAAAUAUACUUGACGUUUGAAAUUGGUGGAAAUUUUACUCUAAACGGAAGGUUCAACAUAACAAAUUUCAUUGCAUAGUCGUGUUAUUUAGCUGCAUAAUUUUUAACUUGUAUGUAAUAAUAUUCAAGAAGAUUAGUGGUUAGAAUAUGAAUGAAGCAUUUCAAGAAUUGUCUACUAAUAAAAUAAUGCUAAUUAGAUGCGGUUUUGAAAAAAAUGUUUUCUCAGGUUACAAUUUAUUUUUUGUUUUCAAGUUAUAUUAUUUUUAGUUCGGUUCAACGAAUGCUAUUUCAGUUUUCUGUUUUAUUUGUGGUCACAAAUCAUUCAAUUCAAUUUUUAUUUUGCGGGUAAUCUGAUCAAGAAUUUAAUAUGGAGUACUUAUUUCUUUUAAAGGUUUAUAGGUUUUAGUUAUCUUUCCAUAAUAUAUAUUCUUUAUUUUAUUAUCUGCUAUACACUUACAGUUUCUUGCUGCAUUAGUUUUUAAAUUCAUAUUGUUUUAUAGUUGUGUGAGCUCUUUAUCUAUUUCAUCAUAACAUCAAUAAAUAUAUCAUGUUCA